This is a messenger RNA of Eublepharis macularius, 1009 nucleotides long. Its product is annotated as carcinoembryonic antigen-related cell adhesion molecule 19-like. Bases 110 to 961 code for a protein of 283 amino acids. The record is from RefSeq and is a predicted model, not a curated record. Lineage: Eukaryota; Metazoa; Chordata; Lepidosauria; Squamata; Eublepharidae. The transcript has 8 exons.
AGCUCCAGGGAGAGGAAGGAAAGGCAAAAGAUUUGGGAGCAAGCAGGCAGCUGUGGCGCUCUGGCCUUCUGAAGUGCAGGUGCUCCUGGAUUUAUCUCUAACAAGAACCAUGAAAAGAUUUCGGAACCGGAACAUCUUUUAUACGGGAUUUCUCCUAUCAGUUUUUCUCCUGUGCUUCCCUCUGCCUCCCACCCAAGCCACUGAGAGCCUCCCCAUCGUGACUAUCCCUGAGAACCCAGCCCAAGGUCAAGAUGUCACCCUGUCCGUGGAAAACGUGACUGGCAGCAUCCGGCAGUUCGAUUGGUACCGAGGGCUGGUGACGGAUGGGGGAAGUAGAAUCUUCACCUACUUUACCGGAGAAAACAAGCGCCCGCAACGGAAUGGGGUCCGAUCCACCAACCGAGAAUUCGGCUAUCCCAACGGAUCGCUUCUCAUCAAAGGGGUCCAACAGAACGACUCCGGACCCUACAGUGUGAUCGUCUUGAUCCGCCCAAAGGGAACCUACAAGGGCACCACUGUACUUCAGCUGGCUGCCUCAGCAACUGAUGCACCCCCAACAACUCCACCCGUGACAACGCUCCCAGCAAAGGUCCCGUCAACGCUGGGGUGGAUAGUAGCUGGAGUCCUGGUCGGAAUCCUGCUGGCUGGGGCACUGGGUGCCAUCUUAGUUUACCGAUUUGUCUUACAGAAGGCAGAGCCGGGCACAGGGGUGGCAAUGAAACUGGAUCCAAGGGGGAAAAAAAACCCAGCCUCCAGACGUGAUGACAAGGAGCCCAUAUACGAAGUGAUGGAUUUGCCGAUGGAAUCGCCCCAGAUGGCAGGAAAGCCUCCGCCACCCAUCCCAAGUCCUCUCCCUCCUCUUGCUGGAACCUGCCCCGUACUAGACUCAAAUUAUAUGUGCGACGCAGCAUACGAAAUCCCAAGGAAUUAUAUGAACCUAUCAUACCAUUCAUCUGCAUGAAAUAAUAAAAGUAUCAAACUUUUUAAUGGGAAAAAAUGAUAACCAGAA